Paraglomus occultum is the source of this 333-nucleotide messenger RNA. The record is from the annotation of a GenBank genome assembly. NCBI's taxonomy places the organism in Eukaryota, Fungi, Glomeromycota, Glomeromycetes, Paraglomerales, Paraglomeraceae.
UUUGAAGAAUUUAUACUUUCCCAAGUGAUCCCCAAUAUGAAUCCCUUUCCUGGCAAGAAUAGUGUUCUGGUGAUGGAUAAUGCGAGGAUUCAUCACAAUGCUGAAUGGGUAUCAAUUAUUGAGGAGCUAGGAGGGCGUGUCUUAUUUCUACCACCAUAUUUCCCUGAUUUUAACCCUAUUGAACUAGCUUUCUCAACUAUCAAAGCUUGGCUCAAUAGAAAUAACGAUUUUACGAAUGCUUGCGAAGACCCUACUUAUUCAUUACUACUUGCGUGUGCACAAAUUACGCCAGAAAUGGCUCACGGUUAUUUCAAUAAAUCAAUUUAUUGUUAA